Zeugodacus cucurbitae (melon fly) is the source of this 15947-nucleotide messenger RNA. RefSeq names its product mucin-16. Gene Ontology annotation, molecular function: protein binding. Lineage: Eukaryota; Metazoa; Arthropoda; Insecta; Diptera; Tephritidae. The coding region runs from base 421 to 15363 and encodes 4980 amino acids. The record is from RefSeq and is a predicted model, not a curated record. The transcript is spliced from 10 exons.
GAUAGAGUAACAAAGGCAGAUAGCAAUAGCAAAAGGAAACGAACAGUGAGCGAGCGCGUCCCUUUUCUUGUAAAACACAGCGUUAGAAAAAUUCCGAUAGAGAAUCUGUGAUUUGUGAAAUUAAAUGAAUUAAUAUUAGAAAAAGCUAAAAAAUAUAUUAAAUUUUGUGAAAAAAACAUUCCAAUUUCAAUUUUGCAGUAUUAUAACAAGUUUGGAAUUAGGUGCACAAGUUCAUUGGUACAAAUAAGUGAAGAAAAAUUGCUUUCUAUUUUUCGCUGCCGCAGUCGGUUCGGCUAGGUUGUGUCGUUUUUCGUGUUCACUGUUUUUUUCGUUUUUGCUGAACUUCUAAUGGGACAUAUCGAAAAUAUAUUAAAUGUGGAAAAUAUAGUGUAACUAAAAAAUAUAUAAAAACUGCUGAUCAUGGCGUUGGAUGGAGCAAAAUUUAUUUGUCUGUCCGAUGCAGCAGCUGCAGACGCGACAGAAACGACGCCGACAACAACUACAGGGGUUGAAGCCGGCGGCAUCGGUGAUGCUUCAACAUCAGAGAAUAUAGUAAUUGAAGCGAAAGGACGCAAAUUCACUAUUGGAUACUAUAUGAACUGUGAUUAUGUACUGGAAGAUCCUCGUGCAAUCGGUGUUCACUGCGAGAUACAAUGCGAUGCUUUCGGCAGGGUAACAAUUCACAAUAACUCCGAAGCAUAUCCAGUAAGUGUAAAUGAACAAAUUAUAACAUUAAAGCGGCCUCUUUUGGACGGUAGUCGCAUUAAGAUCUUGGAUAGAAUAUUUUUGUGGAAGUUCCCAAAGCCAUUGGAGGUAACUGCAAUCAGCAAGAACUCACAAGACGAUGGCGUUAGAAGUAACGAAGAUGUUUGUACACCUCAGAAAUUGGUAGCCGUACCGGAACAAGCCCCAAAUUCUUGCCCCGAUCUUAAACAUCAUCGCAAGGUGGAUAAAAGGUUCACAGUACAUAACUUUGCGUACUGCAUCAACUCUGAUGAGGAAGGCAAUACAUCUUCCGAAUUGCCAAGUAUAAAUGAAUCGGAGAUUGCUGAAGAAGCCGCAAUAAGCGAAAUAGUUGCACAAAAGGAAUCCAAUAAAAACGAAGGAAUGUCCGAGGAAGAUAAAGAGAUCUUGCCAACUAGUAUCGCAUCACAAGACAUGGUUGUUGACAAAACAACAUUAAAAACUUCGAAUGUCGAACGCCGUAGCAUUACACCAGAGCCACAAAACAACGAGCCAACUAUUGCCAGUACCCCCUUGAUAAAAUUAGAGGAUACACCGAAAAUGAAUUUAAUUAAUUGUACCCAAAAUAAAGAAAACAGAAGUACCGAAAAGAAACUACGACUCCUAUCAUUUUGUCAGCAAUCUGAUGUGGUGAUUACUUCUUUUUCACCCCGCGAAGCCGGUGUACGUAUCGAAAAAUCGUUUACAGCAGUGGUUAAACCUGCAACUCUCGGUUUUACUACACCUAAGAGCGUUUACAGCACUCCGAAAAGUAUGCUUUCUGAUUAUAACGAUGGUGAAAGUCUUAAUUUUAUUGACUUCGCCACACCGGCAACAUCGAAGAAAAGUGCAGGGAUACUUGCAAGAAAUUCUUCUAUGCAUUUAAUCGAUUUAACUACGCCUAGUAAAUUGGGACCCGACAUCGCGCGCAAUCGGUUGGCACAUAAGGGAAAUAAAACACUACCUAGCCACGUAAAAUUAUCAACAACUCCAAUCUCCUCUGAUAAGUUAAAAGACGAUUCUGCGCGGAGGACUCCAAAGCUGGGAACGUUACUCAAUAAAUCUGAGUCCACCCCUCAAAGUGCUGAGUCUGUUAUAAGUGUAGAUGAAACUAGUGAUUCAUCAGCUGGUGUUAUUGAAAUACCUGAUGACUCGCCAGCACCUAGCACAUCUUCGCCAGUUCGGAUAGGCUUUAUCACAAAGACACCACAGCGAUCAACCGGGCAGAAACCUUUCACUUCUACACCAUUGCCUACACCACAAUCCCUAUUAAAACGUGCCAUAGUAACAAGUGCUAAAAAGCAAAUAAACUCCUCAUUGCGAACUGCACUCGGUAAAGCAACACCAACUCGACAGCUAUCAUCAACACCAGCUCUUAAUAGAAAGAUGAAUGCAACAGAAACUUCGGAAACAACUUCAUCAACACCAAAAAGUCGAAUAUCUAUUGGCUCUCCUGGAAGUGUUGCUGCGGCACAGCGACGAAGUGUCAGUUCUUUAACACGGCGCAGUUCAAUAGCUACCACUCACAACAGGGAACAUGUAACUACCCCCUCGUCUACGUCAGUCACACGCCUUACACAAAAUAAAAAAAUUACAGCAUCCACGUCUCGAUUGAAUACAGGAAAGCGUACCUCUCCACUGCGUGGAGUACGUAAAUCAUUGGGCGGCACAACACUCACAUCGCAUAUUUCGAAGACGCGUCGUUCGGUUAUAUCACCGCGCAAACAUUCACCAACAUCCAUCGCUACAAAAUUGGCAGCAAAAGCUCGUAAAUCAUUUAUACCCAAUAGUACAAACAAUAGGCAAGUGACUUCGCGCGCCCGCAGUUUGGUAGUCGCAGCGGUAAGUUCAAAAAAUAGCACAUCAAAUCCAAAUACGACUGCCGCUUCCCUACAGAAAAAAGAUGAUGUUAAGACGGUAGAAAAAACGACUGGAAAAGAAGAAGUUAAGAAUGAAGAAUCCUUGGAGGAACAAAAUGAAGUAGGCGAUUUGAGUCGUACUUUCACAGUGGAUGAUUCGUUGGAAGAGGUGGAAAUUAAAACCUCAAUGCCUUCAACACCCUGUGUUCUAGGCACUUCUACAUCACAAAAGCAGGAUUUGAAUAAAACGUGUUCCCCUGAAAAAUCAGUAACGGCGAGUGAAUGCAAAGUUGCACUCGACGUAACGGUAGAUAUUGCAGAAAGCAGUAGUGAAUCACAAAAAGAGUGUAUAUCAGAAGAUUUAAAUAACAAAGACAAAAUAAUAAGUACUGAACACAUAUCUGAGAGUUUCGCUGAAGUUGUAGAAACGGACUUAAAAAUAGAACAGAAAAUUAAGAACCCUGAAAUUUUAGUAAACCCUGUUAAGGUCGAACAACAAAAUGAUACCGUUGAUGAAAGUCCUAAAGUAAUUGCUUCUAUAUCAGAACAGCAACAGGAUUCAAAAUUGAUUGAAGAACAAGUUAUUGAAACAUUGGAUGCUGGUGAGAUAAGUGGCAAUAUUUCGGUAGAACAGCAAGACAAUUCCAAAACAGAAGCUCACGUUCUUACACCACCCUCUUCUAGUGACACAAUUGAUUCCGAAGAUAUGCUCAAGGUGUCUGGUGAAUCACAAGGCACAGCGGAGUUGUUGGAAGAGAUCGAGUAUGUAUUAAAUAAGUCCGAUGAAUUGCAGCAGCAGUUGAGUAAAGAUGUACAUACUUCAAAAAUUGAAAUAACCAAUGAAUUCGAAGCAGCAAUCGAACGCACCUCAAGUGUCAAAACGGAAAAUAUUACAACUAAGAAUAAUACUGAGACUGAUGCCAAUAUUAAUGUCAAAGAUUUGGAAACAAUUGCUAAGGGUGAGUUGACAAUAUCUACUUCACAAUCCGUAGUACCUACUUCAACCGAUAGAUCAGAAUCACAAGAAGAUGCGAGCUCCAUUGACUCCAAUAUGAUAGCAACAGCGUCUGAGAUAACAUCAACUGAUCUCGAUGCAAGCUCAAUACAAACAGAAGUAUUAUCUAUUACAUCUAUAGCUACGCCCAGUGAGUUUGAAGUGUCUACUAUUGAAAGCAGUUCAGUGGAAAAGUCAAUAGUGUCCGAUGAACGAGAAACACUCGACGAAAAUACAGAAAGUUCAAACCCAAAAAAUCAGAAAAUUGCGGUUGAUUUAGAAGCGAAAGUGUGCGAAAAUGACACUCCACUCAAGACGGAGUUGUUUGUAGCUCACGAAGCGGAGGCAGAAUCUGUAGCUGAGGCAGAGUCAACCACCGACGAGGUGAAAGAUAUUGCUCCCACAAAAAUUAAAAACGCUGAUGAAGAUUUAGAAGCGAAAGUGAGCGAAAAUAACACUCCCGUCAAGACGGACUUGUUUGUAGCAGACGAAGCAGAGAUUGCGUCAACCACCGAAGAGGUGAAAGAUAUUGCUCCCACAAGAAUUGAAAACGCUGGUGAAGAUUUGGAAGCGGAAGUGAGCGAAAAUGACACUCCCGUUAAGACGGAGUUGUCUGUAGCAAACGAAGCUGAAACAGAAUCUAUAGCUGAGGUAGAGUCAACCACCGACGAGUUGAAAGAUAUUGCUCCCACAACAACUGAAAACGCUGGUGAAGAUUUAGAAGCGAAAGUGAGCGAAAAUGACAGUCCCGUCAAGACGGAGUUGUCUAUAGCAAACGAAGCUGAAACAGAAUCUAUAGCUGAGGUAGAGUCAACCACCGACGAGUUGAAAGAUAUUACUCCCACAACAAUUAAAAACGCUGGUGAAGAUUCAAUUGAUAAAUCGAAAGUUGAAGUAGUCCCUUCCAUAAAUAUUGCAGAAGUUUCAAAGGAUUCUCAAACCACAGAAGAAGCUGAACAAACUCAAGCAGUUGUCAUAACACAAACAGAACCAAGUGUUGUUGAUAAUGACAUCCAAAAAACUGUUGAUAAGAAAAAAGAAACAGAGGGCCAACCAAAACCCAUUACAACUGAAUAUCAAGAAUCUGAGACUGGAUCUUGUUGUAAAUCGAUAACAGCGGAAUCAAAAAUGGAAUUUAAAACAAUUAAAGAUGCGGAAAAGACUAUCGAAGAAACUAAGUCUUUAUCAAAUAGCAGCGAACCUAUCGCUGUUGUAUCUGAAUCGGUUUCUGUUACAGAGGAAAAAACAAAGCCCAACGGAGAAAAUCAAAUAGCUACAAACAGUGAGCGAAAUAGUGAUAGUGAGAAAGAAAAUAAAAUACUUAUCGAAGAAGGCAAACAAAUAUCUACAAGCACUGUCGACGAAACAAAUAAAAUUUCGUCUUCCGAACCCAAACUUGGCAUACGAGACAUGUUACGCACCACAAAGCAAAAAGAAGUAGUGGCUUCUCGUUUUGUUGGUUUGCGUGACCUAACCGGCACACCAAAGGCAUCAACUAGUGCUGCAGCUGCUAUUGUAGAAAACGACGGCGAAGAGUUGAAAGGCGUGCAGAAACUGCUGAAAACACAGCAUUUUGGCAAAAUAAAAACCCAGACUCCACAAAAGACCGCAGAAGACAGCAAGUUCACACCAAGACGCAGUACAAGGCGAAGAUCUUCGGCAAAUCCCGAGCUAAUACCUACUCCGAAAUCCGUUACCGAAACAGACGAUACGCCGCGUCGCACCACUCGAAGACGUGCAUCAGCAUCUGCCGAAGUUAACUACACGCCACAACGUAUUACGCGCAGGCGCUCAUCUUUGGCAUUAGAUAACGAAGGUGUAGGUGAAAAGGCUUCAACGCCAAUUAAACGUGUGGGUUUACGUGCCAAACGCCCAGGCACAAUAGCUGACGUCCCAGUCGCUGAAGACAUGGGCGCAAUUAUUGAAGAGGAGCCUAAAGAGUGUGUGCAAGAGUCGACUGUCGGCCAACAAGACUUUGUGGAAAUUCAGAAGCAAAAGGAUGAUGUAAAAACUCAAACUAUUGUGCUUAACAUUCCUGAAGUUAUUGAGGAGAGCAUUUGUGAAGAAGUUAAUACACAGAAACAAGAAGAAUUGGUGGAAGUUAAAGCAAAUAAUGAGUGUGAGAAGAGAGAUAAGUCAACAAAUGAGCUCGAACCAAUUUGUGCUACUGAGAAGCUGGGCGAAGAUGUCGAUAAAGCUGCAGAUGCCACUGAAUCUCAAUCUCAACAAAUACAAAAAGCACAAGUAGAAGAAGUUGUAGCAGAUAAUUCAUGCAACGUUAGUGAAGUACAUAAAGAAGACCACUUCACAGAAACUAAAGGCAUAACCACAGAUAAAACUGCCGAAAUACUUGAUGAAUCAGAUUAUGAAUAUGGCAAAGAGGUCAUGGAACAGAGUGCAGAAACAGCCUUGCCAGAUACCCAACCGAAAACACCUAAACCAGUACGUAAAUCUGUCAGAAUUGCCGAUACCAACAUAGCAGAAUCACCGAAAACACCUGUAAUGGUCGGCAUGCGGGAGCUAUUGAAAACACCGAAAGAUUGCCGUGACACACCAAAGUUGAUUGGUGUACGGGAACUGGUACGCACACCCAAAACAAUAGUUGCCUCAAGAACAACGGAUGAUGUCGAUGAUGUGGAACGAUUAACAGGGUUAGCCGAUUUGAUGAAGACACCUAAAGUUGUGAGACAACACUGUGAGAAGGUUGAAGCUACAAAAGACGACGGUGAGCCCUCCACAUCAAGCAAGGCUCUUUCCGACUUUAUCGGUAUGCGAGAGUUAUUGAAAACGCCCAAACACACCAGCACGCCAUAUUAUAGCGGUAUGCGCGAAAUGUUACGCACACCAAAAGCUUGCAGCACACCGCAAUUAGCUGGAGUAGGGGAACUUAUGCAAACCCCUAAACGUACUAAAUUAAAUGUCGAAUAUGAUGACAAAAACGAAGAGUUAGAUCAAUUCUUUAAAACACCACGAGCUAAAAAUAUUAUGAUUCCUGCUGAUCCGGCGAGUGCCAUUUUGGAACCCAGUUCAGAUUCUUCAGCUGAAAUAAUGAUGGCUGCAACAACGGAAUAUGAUCUGCAUAGCAGCUGUCAGCGUCCUCUUGAAGAUAUCUACAAAACGCCCGUGAGCGCACGUUUAACAAGUGUCAAAAUUGAACAAAGCGAGAAAAAAGCUAGCGAAAUUAAUAAAGAUAGAAGAUCGACUGACACAACAAAUGAAUUCGAAGUGAGCGUACCUGAAACACCGGCGGCUAAUUAUGAUAAGCCACAGAAGGCAACAACUAGCAAUCGAAAUCUCUCCGCUGAAGAAGCAUUUGAUGAAAUGGUCGGUAUGCGUACAAUACUAGAUGAUACGCCGCCUCAAAAGGUCUAUUCUCGUAAGCAACAAUCAAUCGUUGCUAUCUCACCCUUCUCAGCAACAGAUGUGAUUUCUGAUUUACCUAAAACCGACAUACAGGAAUGGGUCGACAAUUUGGAACAAGAAGCCGAAUCUGUUGUUGAAGAACAAGAAUUUACUGCAUCCACUUCAAUAUUGGACGCAUCGAAGGCAACACGUGAUCCUAUUGCGACAUCGAUUUAUGAAAUAAGUGACGCCAGUGGGAAUAAAGACACUACGGAGGAAUUACUGGCGGAUAUGAGUGCGGUGUCCUCAAUGGUUGAUCCAUUGCAGCCAAGUGCAAAAAAAUCACCUAAAUCUGUGCUAACAAUUGUCGUCGACGAAAACGAGACAUUACGACCAGUUACGCCCAUCAAUACCGAAAUCAGUGGCAUCAAUUUGCUUGACCAGACAAACGAAUCAGUGUUCUCGGAACCAUUAGUUGUGAGCGAUACGGAGUCUGAACAAUUGGAAGAAAAUGGAAAUGAUGAAGUAGAAACAGAAAAGACCAUUAACAAGAGUAGGGAAGAGUUCCCAAUAAUGUUUGUCGACAGCAGUGAUUCAGAACUAGAAGAAGAUGUGAAAACCAUUGAAAAAUCGGACGCAAAGAAAGCUGAGGUUAAAUCUCCAAUUGGAAGUGCGAAACCAAUAGAAGUCAUAGCGUUAGAUGAAGAAUCCUCUUCAGACGUAACAACAAAACCAAGUGAUAUUCAUGAGGAAUUCAGUAACUUCCAGGCUCAUAAAAAUAUUGCAGGCCAACAUAUGCGUGCCUCCACACCGAAUCGAAGUGUAGUGCAAGCCACAAGAGAGCGCCGACAAAGUAUGGGUGCUGAGGAACUGAUUACUGAGGUCUCUAUUAAUGUCCAAUUGGAAAAAUCUCGGUUGACUAAGGAAAAGUCAGCAGAUGCUACAACUGCAAAAGACAAUUUACCGAAAAUCGAAGAAGAGUCUGUCGAGACAUCAGGGAAAGAAACUGAUGUUACAAGUGUAAUUCCAGAUGAAGAAAACCCUACAGCAGUAACCACUGCAUCAAAAGAUAGUGAAUCAGAAUUUAGCAAUUUCCUUGCAAAUAAAUCAAUCACCAGCCGCGAAAAGCGUGGAACGACUCCAGAUCAAGUGAAUAAGUGCCAUUCGCAGAAAAUAACCAAAGGCCGUCGUCUAACCUUAGGGGCUGAACUUCAUUUACCCAAUACAACAAUUGAUUUUGGGGAAGAAAAAUUAAAAUUGGAGCAAUUGAAACAACAACCACCAUGCAUCGAUGAAAGUCCACUAGAAAGAGAUGAUUCAUUUAAUACUGAGGUCGCGAAAGUAGCUGAAACUGAAGACAAUGAGGCUGACAUUAAAAUCUCGGCGUCUGAGCCAAAUGACACAAAUAACGUAGACGAAGUAGAAGAUGAAAAUAAAGUUGAUGUUAAAACCCAAAUGGAUAGUGAAGAAAAUACAAGUGAAAUUGAAGGGAAUAUAUUGGAUAAGUCUUUAAAAGAAACUGAGAAAGUUUCUGAUGAACCAGGAAAAGAUUCAGUACAAGAAUUGGAGACUGAAAAUUCGUCAGCGGUCAAUCAACCACCAUGUAUCGAUGAAAGUCCACUAGAAAGAGAUGAUUCAUUUAAUGCUGAGACCACGGAAGUAGCUGAAACUGAAGAAAAUACGGCUGGCGAUAAAUUUGAUGUUAAACCCCAAUUGGAAAAAGAAGAAACUGCGAGUAAAGAAAAUAUAUUUGAUAAGCCUUUAAAAGAAACUGAGAAAGUUUCUGAUGAACCAGAAAAAGAUUCAGUACAAGAGUUGGAGGCUGAUAAUUCAUCCGCGGAGAAACAACCAACAUGUAUCGGUGAAAGUCCAUUGGAACGAGAUAUUUCAUUUAAUGAUGAGACCACGGAAGUAGCUGAAACUGAAAAUAAUACGGCUGACAUUAAAAUCUCGGCAUCUGGGCCAAAGGAAUUCGCAAAUGACACGAAUAGCGCAGAGGAGGUAGAGGAUGAAGAUCAAAUUGCUAUUAAAACUCAAAUAGAUAGAGAAGAAAAUGCGAGUGAAAUUGAAGAAAAUAUAUUGGAUAAGUCAUUAAAAGAAACUAAGAAAGUUUCGGAUGAACCAGAAAAAGAUUCAGUACAAGAUUUAGAGACUGAAAUUCCAUCAGCGGAUGAUGAUGAUGCUCAAACAAUUGCAAAUGUAGUUGAACUCUCAGCAGAGGAAUCGCAAAAUUAUGUAAUGACUUCGGAAAAUGUAGAAGCGAAUAAAGAUGGUGUUUGUGAAAGUCCAGCCGUUGAAGACAUUAUAACUGUUGCAACCAUAAAGGAAGAUAAUGUAAGCCAAGCUGAAAUUAUAGACUUUGAAACUACAAGUAGCAAUCUUACCCGUGAGGCAUUAAUCGGUGAAGAGGAAACAAAACCUAAAGAUACUGAGAAAACUACAGAAAGUUCAGUGUCAGAACCGAAAUCAGGAGAUGCUGGAAAUAAAUUAGAAGAAGAGUUUGAAAGUACCGAUGUAGAAGAAAUAACCUCUAUAGAGUCAACAAAAGAAGAACAUGAAAAAAUGACCGUAAAUACAGAUGUAAAUACAGAUGAUACAACAACAACUACCCUUACGGAAAAUACAACUAAGACAUCCGAAGAAAAGAAAUCCGAAAUAUCAAAUGAUGCAAACGAUAAAGCAGAAGUGCAAUCAACUAUUUCUAUCGCAGAAAUCAGAACUGCAGAGCAGAAUUCGGAAGACACUCCUUGUAGCACAAAAGCUGAGGAAAUUGAAGCCGAAGCCUUACCAAACAUUGAAAAUGAAAACAAAGCUGAAAAAGAAGGAAACCACCAAGAGACCAAUAAUAUUGGUCUUGAAGCAACUGAGUCCCAAGAAGAAUCAACUGAAGUAGCAUUAGAAGCUGAUCGGGAUGAGUUCAACGAGAGUAAUAUAUUCGAUUUAACUGAAGAGUUGUCAAAUGAAACACCGACAAUUAACACAACACAAGGCGUUAUAUCGGAUUUAACUGGAGAAGAUGUCGAAAGUAUAGUGGAAACAAACACUGCCGAAAUGGCUACGCAAGAUGAACAAAAGUUGCAUGACGUAACUGAGCCUAAACCAGUAUCUCCAGAGGCUGAUAAUGCUACUCAAACUUUAAAACCAACAGAAACAGCGGAAGAUAGCAAGGAAACCGUUGAAAAUAACACAAACGAAUCCUCUAUUGAAAGCACAUCCAUCAAGGCAGACCCGGAAAUAUCAUUGAGUAAGGAAGUUCCGUGUCACAUCGAAAUGAUCGAAGAUCCAGUAAAAACGACAGCUGUUAAAGAAUUUAAAGCCACCACUGAUGAAACAUUGCGACCUGACACAAAUACAAGUACGGAUAAUGAAGCGUUCACUUUAGCCGUAUCCAUUGAAUCAGAAUUGGAAAAUGUCGAUGAAAUGUCCGAAGUGACAGUAGUACAAGAACGAAACAAUCAACCGGUUCAAGCUGACAUUACAGAUGUUGGUGAAAAUACAUGCAAUACUAUUGGAGAAAAUGAAAGCUUGUUCAUGGAAAAUAAAGCUAUAUCCCAAAGUAAAAACAAAGAAGCUGAAGUCCAUAGUAAUACAGAAGAUAUUACGGAAAAACCAACGGUAAUAAGUACAAAAGAGUCAACUCAAUUUGCUAAGCUAGAAACAGAGUUGAGCGAAACACACAAAUUAACUGAAGAUAAGAAAGCUGAAAAUGAGUCAGAUAACAUCUCGUCUAAUACUUCUACGGCAAAUGAAGCGGAAACCGUCGACACUGACAUUGAGGAAUGUGUAGUGCCGGAAGUUGCGGAAGAAACAAUUUCACCAACAGCGGUUGAACCAGAAAUUGCCAACAAAGAAACAAAUGAAUACGAAGCAAUUGAGGAAGUGCAUGAAGCAGAUAACGAAAGUGAGCAAUCACCAAAAAAAGACCCCGGCGUUGGGUCUGCUGGACUCGGAGACGAAGUGAAAGAAGAAAUUGCCGCUGAAAUCCCCGAGGUGAUAGUACAACAAACUCCCGUAAAUCAAAGAAAGUCAGAAAUAAUUGAAGAUACUGGAGCACAACCUCUGUAUUCAAAACAAACGGACAAAGAAAAUGAUGAGGAUGAAAUUAUACCACUCAAUGCCAAUAAGCAAACUGUGGAAACUGCCGACGAAGUUAAAGUACCUAAAGAAGUUUCUCAUAAAAGUACCGUAGUAGAGGAAUCUGUUAAAUCAAUUGAAGAGGAAGUGCAGACCGAAACAAAUAAAGAAGAACAGGAAAUUGAAAUACCAACAUUCAGUGGAAAACAACAACCAGCAAAGCAGAAGGAGGAAGAAGAACCUACUUGUGAGUCAACCCUCGAAAGUAAACCAUCAAUUGAGGAAAAAGUGAUAUCUGACGCUCAACCAUAUGUAGGUGCAGUGGAAGAAAGAAAUGAUAAAGAGACAGAUGCAGUAGAAUCACCAGCAAGUACAAAGUCUGAAGUGGACCAAAGUUCAAAAGUUGUUGAAAGCGCAGAAGUUGUUUCUCAAAUUUCUGUUAAAGAUGAUUCAGAUCUUAGCGAAAAUUUGGAAACGGUAGAAGUGUCCGUUAAAACACAAAUACCUGCUAAACGCAGAGGUCGCAAACCAUCUCGUUCAAAACAACAGAAGAAAGAAGAAACCACGAUAACAACUGAAAAGACAACACCGCUUGAAGAACUAGAACUUUCAGAUGAGAAAAAAGGCAUUACUGUAACAAGCAACUUUGAAGAAUCUUCCUCUGAUGCAGUGCAGACUACUGCCGAUGCAGCCGUUGCAACCUCAACACGUCACAAAACAGAAAAGGAAUUUUACAAAAAAGUAAACUAUGAGAUAUGUUUAUCGGAGAGCGCAGAAACGGCCCAUGAUGUCAAGACUGAUAAAACUGUAGAUCUUGAAUUGCCAGACCAAAGCGAGAAAUCGAUAAUAGAUGAUAAUUGCGUUGAGCAAUCGGAAGUUUUGGAUAUUGCAUCAGGCACUACACUUCACAAAGCAACUGAUGCUACUGAAACUAAUAGUAAAGCUGAGGUAGUGCAUGAACCAAGACGAGCACGACGCAUACGAAAAGCCUCUCAAUCCAGUCAUAGUUCUGUGCAUGAUGAAGAUCAUCUACCGACAACCACCAGACGGCGCGGUGGACGUCGACGAGCUGACACUCCACUUGAGAAUAUUGCAACUGAGGUCACGACCUCCGAAACGCCAACAGUUAAGCGUCGACGUCAGAGUCAAGACAAAGCAGUCGAGAAUAAGCCGAUAAAAGAAAUACAAGUGGUACAAAUUGAUGAGAGUGAAAUAACAACUGUCGAAGAAGAUGUAAUCGAAAUCCAUAAUACUUCGGAAGAGAGUGGAGCAAGUAUAGAAGACCACAGUGGAAAAACUAAUAAUGACGUCAUAAAGGCAGAUGACGAUCAACUAGAGGAAGCCGUAAGUUCUACUACGAGCAAAGAGCAAAAUGUGGAUUCGGAAAAUUCCACAUUGAUAAAGGGCCCAAACAGGCGACGACGUAUGGCGAAAGCGGGAGAUAAAAUCGGUGGUGGUGUUGUUACAGAUUCACAUCACAGUGAUGUUGAUGAAUUGUCAAAUGAGCCCACUGCUACAAAACGUAGUAGACGCAAGCAGACUGUUUCUGAAUCAAGUCAAACUUCAGUCACGAUUGAAAAUGCAGAAUCUCAUACCACAAAACGUCGAAGACGCGGAUGUAAUGCAACCUCGGAUAAAUCCACUAUUAACGAAUCAACGGAAGAUACUGAGAAUAGCAUAUCGCAUAAAAAUGCAGAAACCUCUCAAAGCAAAGAAGAUGAUACCACCAUUGUGCCGGAGCUUCCAACCGGAGCGGAAGUCUUAGAAAAUGAGGUGUCAAGUGUUGCUGAAGACGUCGCUAAAAGAGACCCUGAUGUUGUCAAAACAGAGACGAAAACAGAAGAAGAUCAUAGUGCAGCUGCAGAUACCUCGAAACGUACGCGAAAUAAGCGGAUACACAAGACUGAUGAAACAAACGAUAUAAAGACCGAGCCGCAUGAUCAGAAGGCAGAUGUUGAACUGGAUGAACCAUUAAAGAAUAUCGCUGUAGUUAGUACCGCACGUGUAAAUCGGCGUAAGAAAGGCGAAACAGAUGAUGAGCACCAUGACAAAACAGAAGAAACUAAAGUUUGCAAAGAUGAAGGAAUCCAGGAGAAGGAAACACAAAACACUCUGGAAGUUACCGAAAAAGCCGUUGUAGAGACGACAAAUACAAUUGCAGAAUCUGUAGGUGGCCGGCGGGGACGUCGGGGAGCUGCCGCUGCUGCCACAGUCGCAAUUAAUGAGGUAUCUUCAGCUCAUAAACGAGGUGCAUUGCGUGGUAGGAGCCAUCAAAAUAAAUCACAAGCAACUCGAAAAGAAGAGGAAACUAAGGUUGCGGAUACAAAGCUGCAAAUUGAAACUGCUACCGAUCAUGAUGAUCCGACUAUUGUUGAGGAGAAAAAACAACAAAAAUCUGUGCGUAGACGCCGUAUUUCUUUAAAAGAAAUUCAGACAUCGCACGGUGAUACAGAAAAAGAAGGCGACGGUGUUGAAAAAAUUGAAAUGGAAGAUGAUGUUGGGCCUUCGAUGAAGAUUGCACCGAAACUUUCACGCAAGCGUCGUGAGUCGCAACACGCGGAUGAACAACAGACACUUAAUGACGAAGCGUCCGCAUCUGCACCAACUGAGACUGCCUCCGUAGUGCCAACGAAACAACGUGGCAGACGUAAGCGCAAGGAUUCACAUCAAAGCCUAAAUGAUAUAGUUGUUGGUGAUGAACCACCGAAGAAACGUCCACUUAGUCGUAAGCGUCGCGAUUCUUCGUUAGAUAGUAGUAUACACGAAGGAACUGGCAUGGAUACAGACAUCAAUCAUGGAGCCAAUACUUCAUCCUCCUCAACGACGCCACAGCGUCCACGGCGCGCAGCUGCUGCUCAAGAUCGCAACUACGACGAGAGUUCAGAUGCUGAGGCGCAGGUCGACCUCAAGCGCCGCAUCGAGAAAGCUUCUUUACCAAAAGCUAGUACAAGUUCUAUCGCCGCAACAACUGCGUCUUCAUCGAAGCAGAGAAGUCCCACAACAGCUAAAACGCCUACAAAAGAUAUGGUGCCGGCAGAAAUAGCAGAAAUUACAGCUAAAACAACGAGCACACCUAUACUAUCUACAGUAAUCACCACAAGUCGUGGGCGUCAACGCAAACCCACCGCACGCGUACAGCAGUACCUUGAAGAGGAACGCGCCAAAGCCGAAACGCCGAAGAAACGUUUGCUGAUAGGUUCUGCGGCAGUCGGUGAUACACCCACAUCACAGACCGUAGGUACACCUGCACGUCGCACACGAAAGGCUUCUACUGUUGACAUGGUAAUGUCUGAAACGGUACACACGCCUGCUCGCAGUCGAACGCGCACCGCAAAGACGUUGAAUGUUGCAGAAACUUCGGAGGAAUCACGUUCCGAAGUAGAGCAUACGCAUUCCGAGUUGGAAACCACACACAGUAGUAGUCAUGUAGAAGAAAAAGAGCAAACAACAAAAGCAAAUGUUGCAAAACGACCGACACGUGGUCGUGGCAAACAUCCAAUAGCCGCAGCAGUAACCGCAACUGUCGAAAAUGAAAUGUCCGCCGAGCCGACAGAAGCGACACACAGUGGUCGUGCGGGACGCGCCGCUAAAGCAGCAGCUGCGGCGGCAUUAAUAACCGACGAUCCGAUUGGAUCACAUACAAAGGCGCGUGGGGGGCGUACACGACGUGGUGCAGAUAUUGUCGCCAACGAAGUAGUACAGCCGAGCGAUGCCGAAGUGAAAGAAGUGCGAACCGAGGUAGUAGUAACAACAGCAACAGAUGUUGAAGAAACAAAUAAGAAAACGAGAAAAGUUGCGACGGGUGCACGUAGCAUUCGAGGCGGCCGUGGUCGCAAAAAACAACAAGACCACGAGGACGACAUAGAUGAGCACACAACGCAACACUCAACGUUGGCUGAAGGUGAAGCAAGCAGAAUUGAUGCUUUGCAGCAGCCACCACAACUUCCAAUAAUCGCAGAUGCUGAUGAUGAACAUGAAGACGAUGAAGAAGCGCUUACAACGGAGGCAGCAGACAUUGAAGUGGCCAAAUCGCUUGCUGAUGCAAAAUUGGCCGGAAAGAAACGUACUGCAGCUACGCGAAAAGCGGCAGCUGCCACGGCUAGAACAGCGGAGUCUCCGGCACCCAAGCGUGGGAGACGUCGUGCCGCUGCCGCUAGUGUAGAAGAAGAUGAUGCCAUCUCACAUUUGGAUACACGAGCCGAGAGCGCCGCCAGUAGUCGAAGCCGCAAAGUGGUACGUUUUGACGCCGCCACACCGUCAAGCAUGGCCAGUGGCACGAUGUCGGUGGAUGCAGCAGCCGAAGAAGCAGAAGAGCCCACAUCAGCGCCUACUGCGCCGGCAAAACGGGCCACACGCUCACGCCGGAAGUGAAUGGGCGUGGCAGAACAAUAAAUAACAAAUAUCUAGAAUUAGUCGCACGUAUUAACAUUUGUUUUAAGCAUUUACAGAUUUUUUCCUUUUUCAUUAUAAUUGACUACCGAUAUAAUGUUUAAUUUUCUUAAUUAAUAUAUUCGCUUUGGUCGUGCAUACUCCAUAAUUCGAAAGCUCAACAGCAAAUUGCACCACAAAUGUAUACAUGCUCGAGCUUUUUAUUACAAAUCAAUUAUGCACUGAUACUUCGAUUUCAUCAUUUUCUUUUAAACAUUUUCAUUCUAUUAAUAUCUAUCUUUUAUAUUGCUAUUCUAUUGUACUUUAUGUUUUAUUCAGAUUUCGUUUCAAACUCUUUGUAUUCCAAAUGAAAAUAACAAGAACUAAAAAAGACAAAAUUAAUAAUUAUAAUGAAAUAUAUAUUUGUUUUGCCGUCGGCAUUUAGCAUAGUAGAUAUACAUAUAUACACUUACUCUACCAUAAAUACAAACUAUGAUUAAAACCAACAAAAUAUAUUGUGUUGUAUGUCUAAAAAAAAAAAACAAAAAAGAAAAAUGAAUAAAUAUAAUCGUAUACCAAUUUUAUAA